Acanthamoeba castellanii str. Neff is the source of this 1566-nucleotide messenger RNA. RefSeq names its product Inositol3-phosphate synthase. Gene Ontology annotation, biological process: inositol biosynthetic process; phospholipid biosynthetic process. Bases 1 to 1566 code for a protein of 521 amino acids. Gene Ontology annotation, molecular function: inositol-3-phosphate synthase activity. Gene Ontology annotation, cellular component: cytoplasm. Lineage: Eukaryota; Discosea; Longamoebia; Acanthamoebidae. The record is from RefSeq and is a predicted model, not a curated record. The transcript has a single exon.
AUGAGACCCUCCACCCACCACCAGAGCACGUUCAAGGUCGCCAGCGACAAGGUCAAGUACAACGAGGAGCACAUUGAGGCCGAGUACGAGUACCAGACCACCGUCGUGGAGGUCAAGGAUGGUGAGGCCAUCGUCAAGCCCGUCGCCAAGUCCUACACCUUCCGCACCCAGCGCGAUGUGGGCCGCGUCGGUACCAUGAUCGUCGGCCUCGGCGGCAACAACGGUACCACCGUCGUGGCCGGAAUCAUCGCCAAUCGCGAGGGCAUCACCUGGCGCACCAACAAGGGCGUCCAGACCCCCAACUACUGGGGCUCCGUGACCCAGGCCUCGACCCUCCGCCUCGGCUCCGAUGCCGCCGGCGAUGAUGUCUACAUCCCCUUCCACUCGGUCCUGCCGAUGGUGGACCCCAACGAGCUGGUGGUCUCGGGCUGGGACAUUUCGGGCCAGAAUCUGGCGGAGGCGAUGGAGCGCGCGCAGGUGCUGCCAUACGAUCUCCAGCGCCAGCUGGUGCCGCUGAUGAAGGACAUGAAGCCGCUGCCGUCCAUCUACGAGCCGGACUUCAUCGCCGCCAACCAGGCCGACCGCGCCGACAACCUCAUCGAGGGCACCAAGGCCGACCAGCUGGCCAAGAUCAGGAAGGACAUUCGCGAGUUCAAGGAGGCCAACAAGCUCGACCGCGUCAUCGUGCUGUGGUCGGCCAACACCGAGCGCUUCUGCGACGUCGCCACGGGCCUCAACGACACGGCCGACAACCUCAUGGCCUCGAUCAACAACAACGAGAAGGAGGUGUCGCCGUCGACCAUCUUCGCCGUGGCCUCGAUCCUCGAGGGCGCUCCCUACAUCAACGGUUCGCCCCAGAACACCUUCGUGCCCGGCGUCGUCGAGCUCGCCCAGCGCCACAACGUCUCCAUCGCCGGUGACGAUUUCAAGACCGGUCAGACCAAGAUGAAGUCCGUCAUGGUCGACUGGCUCAUCGGUGCCGGUAUCAAGCCCGUGUCGAUCGUCUCCUACAACCAUCUCGGUAACAACGAUGGCAAGAACCUGUCGGCCCCCUCGCAGUUCCGCUCCAAGGAGAUCUCCAAGUCCAACGUCGUCGAUGACAUGGUCGCCUCCAACCAGAUCCUCUACGAGGCCGACGAGCACCCCGACCACGUCGUCGUGAUCAAGUACGUGCCCUACGUCGGCGACUCCAAGCGCGCCCUCGACGAGUACACCUCGCGCAUCUUCCUCGGCGGCCACAACACCAUCGCCAUGCACAACACCUGCGAGGAUUCGCUCCUGGCCGCCCCGCUCAUCAUCGAUCUCAUCAUCCUCAUGGAGCUCAUGGAGCGUAUCGCCGUCAAGGAGACCUCCAACGAGAAGGACGAGUUCGAGAAGUUCCACCCCGUCCAGUCCAUCCUCUCCUACCUCCUCAAGGCCCCCGUCGUGCCCGCCGGUACCCCCGUCGUCAACGCCCUCAUGAAGCAGCGCGCCGCCAUGGAGAACCUCUUCCGCGCCUGCGUCGGCCUGCCCCCCGAGAACAACAUGCUGCUCGAGUGCAAGCUCCGUGAGCGUCCUACUUUCUAA